AUGGCGUCCUGGGGCGGGCAGCCCACCGGGGCCCCUCCGUCUCCGGGACCCGGGGGCCUCGAGGCCUGCAGCGACUCUUCCGGGUUUGACGUCCUGGCGGGUUUUGAGGACCCGGCUCCCGGCUCGGGGCCUGACCAGAGCCCCCCCUCCUCGGAGGACUCCCUGCCCAGGAACGUGGCUAGCGAGAGAUCCCGCAGGAAACGGAUCGCCACGAGCUGCGAGCGGCUUCGGGCCCUGCUGCCCCAGUUCAGCGACCGGCGGGAGGACAUGGCCUCAGUGCUGGAGAUGGCCGUGCAGUUCCUCCAGCUCGCCCACACCCUGGUGCCUGGUUGGGAGCAGCUCACUGUUCCCACUCCCACCAAGGAGUCGUGGCACGCGUGGCAGGAGGAAGUUCUGCACCUGACCCUGGCCAGUCAGGUUCCAGACAGCAAACGGAACAGGCGGGGCAGAGCUGUGAAGCGGGAGCCCCGACGUGCACCGAGGAACGUGGAGAAGACAGAGGCGGCCGCCGCGCUGCCUGAGAGGCCGCAGGGUGCCGAUGUCCUGGCCACACUGCCGGAGAGGCCGCCCUCCCUCCCGGAGCCUCACAGCCCCGAUUCCGAACUCCUACCCUGGCCUGUGCACUCCUGGCCGCUGGGCUCUCCUGGGAUUGGCGAGGAGGACUUCCUUGGGCUGCCCCCGUUGGCGAGGGACACUGAAUCUCCCAGUGGGCUGGCGGAGGAGGCCGGGGAGGGCUCGGCCCUCAUGGCUGAUGCGAGGUCUCUGCCAGGGUCAGGCCUGGAGGACGGGCGGGCUUUUCUGAUGACCGCCAGUGCUGGCUGGUGGCAGGGAACCGUAGAGGGAGAUGGAGGCGCAAGCCCAGCUAGGGGCAGUCCAGCGGACCAGGCCGAGCUGGGCAUCCUGGGGGAUCCCGAGCCUGGCUCCCCAGAGCUCCCGGACGGCUCCCUGGAGCUGUGGAGCUCGGACCUGGGCAGCUGGGAGUCUGAGCUGAGGGAUGAAGCCGACGCCAUCUUCCCCGACUUCUUCACCUAG
This is a messenger RNA of Dipodomys spectabilis (banner-tailed kangaroo rat), 1032 nucleotides long. It is a transcript of the gene Sohlh1, whose product is annotated as spermatogenesis and oogenesis specific basic helix-loop-helix 1. Lineage: Eukaryota; Metazoa; Chordata; Mammalia; Rodentia; Heteromyidae. Gene Ontology annotation, molecular function: DNA-binding transcription factor activity, RNA polymerase II-specific; protein dimerization activity; RNA polymerase II cis-regulatory region sequence-specific DNA binding. Gene Ontology annotation, cellular component: nucleus. Gene Ontology annotation, biological process: spermatogenesis; regulation of DNA-templated transcription. The record is from RefSeq and is a predicted model, not a curated record. The transcript is spliced from 8 exons. The coding region runs from base 1 to 1032 and encodes 343 amino acids.